GGGCCGCCGUAGAAGGACCCUCUGGAGGCCACGUUCUUGAGAUGGCUGCCGGGCUCCGCUCUCCGCGGCGCCCCGGUUGAGGGGCCGCCAGCGGGCACCCGGCGCCACCGCUGCGUUCCGGCACUAGCACGGGACACGGCCUGGGAGCGGCGGGCCGCGGUCCUGCGCGCGCCGUCUCUUGGGGCGGGGCACCGGGCCCCUUCCGGGGAUGGGCCCCGGCGCCCGCGUCGGCCUGGCUGUGCCCGGCCCCUCCCCACUCGGGCGGGCGCUGCGCCGUGUCCCCGCCCGUCAGUCCGCCCGGCUCGGCUGGCCGCAGAAGUGGCCUGGGCGGCCGCACUGAGAGCUUUACGCCCGGAGGCGUCGGCGCUGCAGCUGGCCCACGACGGCAACGGGGCGAAAAGGCGGCGGCACCAUGUUCUCCCUCAAGCCGCCCAGACCCACCUUCAGGUCCUACCUCCUGCCGCCGCCCCAGACUGACGAUAAGAUCAAUUCGGAACCGAAGAUUAAAAAACUGGAGCCAGUCCUUUUGCCAGGAGAAAUUGUCGUAAAUGAAGUCAAUUUUGUGAGAAAAUGCAUUGCAACAGACACAAGCCAGUACGAUUUGUGGGGAAAGCUGAUAUGCAGUAACUUCAAAAUCUCCUUUAUUACAGAUGACCCAAUGCCAUUACAGAAAUUCCAUUACAGAAACCUUCUUCUUGGUGAACAUGAUGUCCCUUUAACAUGUAUUGAGCAAAUUGUCACAGUAAAUGACCACAAGAGGAAGCAGAAAGUCCUAGGCCCCAACCAGAAACUGAAAUUUAAUCCAACAGAGUUAAUUAUUUAUUGUAAAGAUUUCAGAAUUGUCAGAUUUCGCUUUGAUGAAUCAGGUCCCGAAAGUGCUAAAAAGGUAUGCCUUGCAAUAGCUCAUUAUUCCCAGCCAACAGACCUCCAGCUACUCUUUGCAUUUGAAUAUGUUGGGAAAAAAUACCACAAUUCAGCCAACAAAAUUAAUGGAAUUCCCUCAGGAGAUGGAGGAGGAGGAGGUAAUGGAGCUGGUGGUGGCAGCGGCCAGAAAACUCCACUCUUUGAAACUUACUCGGAUUGGGACAGAGAAAUCAAGAGGACAGGUGCUUCUGGGUGGAGAGUUUGUUCUAUUAACGAAGGUUACAUGAUAUCCACUUGCCUUCCAGAAUACUUUGUAGUGCCAAGUUCUUUAGCAGACCAAGAUCUAAAGAUCUUUUCCCAUUCUUUUGUUGGGAGAAGGAUGCCACUCUGGUGCUGGAGCCACUCUAACGGCAGUGCUCUUGUGCGAAUGGCCCUCAUCAAAGACGCGCUGCAGCAGAGGAAGAUUGACCAGAGGAUUUGUAAUGCAAUAACUAAAAGUCACCCACAGAGAAGUGAUGUUUACAAAUCAGAUUUGGAUAAGACCUUGCCUAAUAUUCAAGAAGUACAGGCAGCAUUUGUAAAACUGAAGCAGCUAUGCGUUAAUGAGCCUUUUGAAGAAACUGAAGAGAAAUGGUUAUCUUCACUGGAAAAUACUCGAUGGUUAGAAUAUGUAAGGGCAUUCCUUAAGCAUUCAGCAGAACUUGUAUACAUGCUAGAAAGCAAACAUCUCUCUGUAGUCCUACAAGAGGAGGAAGGAAGAGACUUGAGCUGUUGUGUAGCUUCUCUUAUUCAAGUGAUGCUGGAUCCCUAUUUUAGGACAAUUAUUGGAUUUCAGAGUCUGAUACAGAAGGAGUGGGUCAUGGCAGGAUAUCAAUUUCUAGACAGAUGCAACCAUCUAAAGAGAUCAGAGAAAGAGUCUCCUUUAUUUUUGCUAUUCUUGGAUGCCACCUGGCAGCUGUUAGAACAAUAUCCUGCAGCUUUCGAGUUCUCUGAAACCUACCUGGCAGUGUUGUAUGACAGCACCCGGAUCUCACUGUUUGGCACGUUCCUGUUCAACUCCCCUCACCAGCGAGUGAAGCAAAGCACGGAAUUUGCUAUAAGCAAAAAUAUCCAAUUGGGUGAUGAGAAGGGCUUAAAAUUCCCCUCUGUUUGGGACUGGUCUCUCCAGUUUACAGCAAAGGAUCGCACCCUUUUCCAUAACCCCUUCUACAUUGGAAAGAGCACACCUUGUAUACAGAAUGGCUCCGUGAAGUCUUUUAAACGGACAAAGAAAAGUUACAGCUCCACACUAAGAGGAAUGCCGUCUGCCUUAAAGAAUGGAAUCAUCAGUGACCAAGAAUUACUUCCAAGGAGAAAUUCAUUGAUAUUAAAACCAAAGCCAGAUCCACCUCAGCAAACCGACAGCCAGAACAGUGAUACAGAGCAAUAUUUUAGAGAAUGGUUUUCCAAACCCGUCAACCUGCACGGUGUUAUUCUGCCACGUGUCUCUGGAACACACAUAAAACUGUGGAAACUGUGCUACUUCCGCUGGGUUCCUGAGGCCCAGAUCAGCCUGGGUGGCUCCAUCACGGCCUUUCACAAGCUCUCCCUCCUGGCUGAUGAGGUCGAUGUGCUGAGCAGGAUGCUGCGGCAGCAGUGCAGUGGCCCCCUGGAGGCCUGCUAUGGGGAGCUGGGCCAGAGCAGGAUGUACUUCAACGCCAGCGGCCCUCACGACACUGACACCUUGGGGACACCGGAGUUUCUCUCCUCCUCAUUUCCAUUUUCUCCUGUAGGGAAUCUAUGCAGACGAAGCAUUUUAGGAACACCAUUAAGUAAAUUUUUAAGUGGGGCCAAAAUAUGGUUGUCUACUGAGACAUUAGCAAAUGAAGACUAAAAUAGGGUGUUUUCUGAACAUUUUGAGGGAAGCUGUCAACUUUUUUCCUCUGAAUUAAAAUUGCUAACCUAGGCGUUUGAAGCUUUAAUAACUUUAUAUGUAAGAAUAAUAGUUGGAAUUUGCACUAAUAUUUAAAAACAUGUUGAAUCAUGCUUCUUUCACACUUAUUUUAAGAGAGAUGUAAAUUUUGUUCCUGUCCUCUUUCUGUCAUUACAGGUCUGGCUCUUGUAACUGUGAUCAAACUGUUCAUGUUCUGUCUGCUACAUUUUUGUCUCCAUCCAUUUUUCCUACCACCUGAAAGCUAUCUGAUAGUCACAUUAGCAACCCCAGGCAGCAGACAACAGGAAAGUUAGGAAAUUUGUGUUUCAUUAUCAUUUUUAGGAACAUCUGAUAAAACCUCCAGCAGGUUUUAGGAAGUAUUCAUGUAUUUUUCUGGUAACUUUCUGUCACCUCUAAUUGAACUCACCUGAUGAAGGUUCAGUGUUCUGUGGCCAGAAUUUAUUAUUUUAGAUCACCUUCUUUGUGACCUUAGAUCACUGUGUUUUGAAAUCAUGAGUUUGCUUUUAACUUCAUAGGGCUAACUUUAAAAUGAUAUGCACUGUUAAUUUUAAAGCAUUUGCUGCAGAUAAUUAAACUUAGAAGUGCCUUUGACUUUAAGAUACAGAUAUUACAGAAGAAAAUGUAAUUUCACUUUUUAAAAUUGGGGUGUGAAAAUCCCAUUGCAUAUUUGAAAUAGGCUUUUCUUACUAAGCUUCAUAGCCAGGAGUCCCCAAAGUCUUGUUCCUCUGAAAGCCACUGGGGAGUGGCCUAUGGGGUGCUGAUUCCUCAGAGGUGCAUGCUGUAGACAGGAGCGUGCCACCUAUGCCAAAACCCGCCCUCAAAAACAAGGCUUGCUGGGAGGCGUGCUGGGCUUGGCCGUCAGUAUUUCCAGUGUGGUAAACUAUUGCUGGCACUUCCCCCUGGAAAUAGCUAAUGAGGUCACGAGUUGGGCACCUGCACAGAUGUCCUCCUUCUCUCAUAGUUCCUAAUGCUUAGGAAUAGAAUAGAAAUAAAAAAUGGAUUCUCUCAAAACACUGCCAUUUGAAUGAUGAGAGAAGUGCUCCCCCAGCCCCCAACUUCUUGACAGCAUAGCUGAGGAGAAUGAGCAGACACAGUUGUUUGCUUGAUCUGAAUCUCAAAGUAUUUCCAAACUGUGUGACAAGAGCCUACCCACCACUGUAGAGGUCAAAGCUGAAGCUUCUUACAGCAGUGAAACGGGGCACCGCCUCCCCCACACUCCUCAUUCCCUGCUUAAAUCAUGGAUACUUCCAAAUUUGACUUUUUCUUAAACUGCCAUCCUAAGAUACGGAAAAUUUUUAUAGUAAAGUGUCUAGUUAGCUUAUUUUUCUAAAACAAAUGUUUUCAAGAUAACUGUAUUUUACCUUUAUAUGUACUGAAUAGCUGUUUCUAUUUGAAUUAUUUGCCUUUUAAAAUUUGAUAAUGUCUCUGGAUAUAACAGGACAGGAGUUCUUACAAAAUAUCUUAAGAAAUUCACUUUAUGAGUAAACCCAAGGUUUUUGCCAACUUGUUGCCUAGAAAAUAAGGGCUAGUUUCAGUUUAUACAAAUAGAAUUAUUAAACAUUUUACAGUCCUUGAUUAGAAACCAGACCUAAUCUCCUUAUAACACCACAGCACAUCCUACCAUUGACAGUGUAAUCACAAUUCUCCCUUUUUCAUUUAGCUGCUUUUUUAUUAUUACUAAAUGUUUUGGAUUGAACAUUUUUCCCUCUGUAAUUUUCUUCCCUCAAAUUUAUUUUAACUCUUGUAGUAUUUUAUUGUUAAUUUACAAGUUUAAAAAUAUUAGGUACUAUUAAUAAUGGUUAAAAAUAGAAAAAUGCAUAUUUUUGUAUGAUAAUCAAAUGUAAAAUACAGUUUUAUUUUUGCUGGACAGUUGUUAUAUCAUGAUUAUUGUGCCACAGUUUAUUGUGCAUAAUAUGAAAAACAACUAUGACAGCCUUCAGUCAGGCCAGGGUAAAGCUGCUUACCACUUCUGCCGUCAGAGGGACAUGUGGUGACAGCAGUGGUGUGGCUGCACAGAGCGCACUAGAGAGAGCUCAGCACCCCCACUGCCCGCCAGCAGAGCCCGUGCUGAGGGAACGCCACACAGAUGCUGAUGCGCUGGGUGAAAUUUCUAGUAUUGAACAUACAUAAAGGUGUACAGUGUCUUGCUGUUAUUUUAUGAUGGAAACCGAUUUUGAAGCCAAAAAUUCUAACUUUAAGGAAAGGAUAUUAAUUUGUACCAACAAACAGAGGGUGAAAGCUGCUCACAUCUGUCAACAAAAUCUGCUUGCUGCAGUAGUAACCUCAAAUGGUUAAAACUUGAUUUCCCGAGAAAACUAAAACCUUUGUGCCUAAAACUGAUGACUUGAGUUCAAGUGGGAUGAGCAAGAAGAUGUGUUAUCUUGUUGUUCAACAGUAUUGAAUGUGAAUGAAGGAAAUUUUGAUGGCUUAAUAAAAUUCCACAGUGACUGUU
Messenger RNA from Symphalangus syndactylus (siamang), 5249 nucleotides. RefSeq names its product myotubularin related protein 10 (gene MTMR10). Gene Ontology annotation, biological process: phosphatidylinositol dephosphorylation. The record is from RefSeq and is a predicted model, not a curated record. Gene Ontology annotation, cellular component: membrane; cytoplasm. Lineage: Eukaryota; Metazoa; Chordata; Mammalia; Primates; Hylobatidae.